AUGAUCCACGCACCCGUCGUCGACAGGUCCAGCUCGCAGCUCUCGACCAGCCUCCGCCCGAGGCCAGCGUCCAACAACAGCGACAGCCAUGGCGCCAGCAACGACGCCGACAAUCGCGACCUCGACAUCUGCGACAUCAUCGACCUCGACCCGUCGAUCGCACCGCCCCAGCUAGACGGCUCUCACCCGCUCGCAGAGAAGCACUCGCGCCUCUCGCUCCACGAGGCCAGCCUUUGGGACUCGCUCGCAAAGUUUCGCUUCGAGACAAACAAGGAGGUCGACAUCCUCCUCGAGCGUGUCACCGUCCAGGGACACCGCCAUCGCCCUCACUCGCUCCGCACCGUCCCCGACGCCUUUGUCGAGAAUGCCACCUUCUUUGCCACGCUCGGCGGCUACCUCACACGCUGCUUCUCCAGAAGACAGCAGGUCGACACGCUCCUUUCGGACAUCACCGCUCGCUUCGACCCCGGCGAGAUGGUCUUCGUCCUAGGCCGCCCUGGUUCGGGCACCGAGGAGCUCCUCCAGCUUCUCUCGAACCGCACCGCGGGCCUGGCUUCCGUCCAGGGUCGCUUCGAGUUCGCCGGCGUGCCCGCACAGCAGUUUGCUCGCGACCACCCCGCCGAGUCGCUCUACGCCUCGGCGUACGACGAGCACUAUCCCACCGCCACCGUCGAGGACACGAUCCGCUUCGCCCUCGAGGCAAAGACGCCAAAGGUGCUGCCGCCAGAGAUGCGCGACGACCCGCAGCGCUACGUCCGCGAGGGGCUCGACUCGAUCCUCGAGCUCCUCGGCAUCGGCCACGUCCGUGGCAGCAUCGUCGGCGACGAGCACCUCCGCGGCGUCUCGGGCGGCGAGCGCAAGCGCGUCUCGAUCGCAGAGAUUCUCGCCUCGGGCUGCGCCGUCGCGUGCUGGGACCAGUCGACCAGGGGCAUGGACAGCACCACGGCCCUCAGCUUCGUCAAGGGCCUCCGCAUGAUGAGCCGCCUCUUUGGCGUCAUCAACAUCGCCUCCUUCUACCAGGUCAGCGACGACAUCCUCGGCCGCUUCGACAAGGUCGUCGUGCUCGAGCACGGCAGGCAGGUCUUCUACGGCCCGCCGUCGGCCCUCGUCGACCACUUCGCCAGCCUCGGUUUCGUCAAGACGCCCGCACAGACCACAUCCGACUUUGUCACCGCCUGCCUCAGCGGCAGCGCCGACCGCGGCUCUGCGACUUCGCCCGACCGGCCGCUCGCCAUGACCGCUGCAGACUUCGAGCACGUCUUCCGGGCCUCUCCACUGUGGGCCAGGCUGCAGGAGCAAGUGGCAGCGCCCCCGCCGGCUUCUUCGACGUCGACCACGUCUCCAGCGGACGUCACCGAGCCUCCGCCCGCCUACCGCCUGUUUGAGCAGGCCGUCAAGGGCGAGCGGCGGAAGGGCCUCAUCCUCGGCCGCACGUCGUACACGGUGCCCUUCCGACACCAGGUCAAGGCCCUGCUGCGGCGCGACCUCCGGCGCAAGGCGAGGGGAUGGCCCGACCUGGUCGCUCUCUACGGCUUCAACCUCUGCAUCUCGAUCCUCAUCGGCACCGGCUAUCUGCUGCUCGCCUCCACCGCCAGCGGCGCCUUCAUGCGCGGCGGCCUCCUCUACCUCACCAUCCUCUACCCGCCGUUCGAGGCGUUUGGCCUGGUGGCCACCUGGAUGGAGUCGGCGACAAUCGGCGCGCGCCACGUCGAGUACCGCUUCCACAGCCCGUCGGCCUCGGAGCUCGCCUUCUGGCUGGCCGAGAUGCCGUCGCUGAUCCCGCAGCUCUUCGUCUUCCUGCUGCCCCUCUACUUCCUCUCGGGCCUCGAGCGCACGGCCGGUGCCUUCUUCACCCUCUACCUCGUCGUAUUCGGCGUCUACAACACCUUCAUCUUCUUCUACCGCGCCUCGAUCGCCUUUCUCGGCCACGACUUUAGCGCCGUGAUGCGCUUUAACGUCGUCAUGCUCACCGGCAGCAUCAUCUUCAGCGGCUACCUCGUCCCGCUGCGGUCGCUGCCGUCGUUCACAAAGUGGCUCUACUAUGUCAACCCGAUCCGGUACGCGUGGCAGGCCACCAUGACCAACGAGUUCCGCGGCCUCGUCCUCGAGUGCGACCCGGACCAGGUCGUCCCGCGCAACGUCGAUGGCCUCGAUCUGGGCUACGGCAGCUCGAUUGCCGACCGCACCCAGGCCUGCAACAUCGCCGGCGCUGGACCGGGCGACUCAUCGGUGCGUGGCAGCGACUACCUGCGAUCCGCGUUCGGGUUCAGCGCUACGAGCUCCGAGAUGUGGCGCAACAUUGGCAUCCUGUUCGCCUUCGCGCUCGGCCUGCUCCUGCUCGCCCUGGUGGGCGCCGAGAUCAGCUCGCGACGCCUGCGUGCGCAGCCUCCGGGCCAGGUCGCGGUGCGCCGCGGCAAGUCGAGCGUCGCCGCACAGGCCGAUGACGACGUCGAAAAGAGCGCGACGGACCGUGUCUCGACGACGACAGAAGCUGCGAGCCCGCCCUCGGCCUCCCGCGAGAGGAAGCUCGCGCCGCGGGCCGGCCUCACGUGGACCGAUGUGAGCUACGAUGUCCCCGCCAAGGGCGGCUCGAAGCGCCUGCUGCACAACAUCACCGGCUUUGCGCCCCGCGGCACCCUGACGGCACUCAUGGGCGGCUCGGGCGCGGGUAAGACGACGCUGCUCGACGUGCUGGCAAGGCGCAAGACGAUCGGCAAGGUUCAAGGCACCAUCUGCUUCGAAGGGCGACCCACGGACGCCGCUUUUUCGCGCCACUUGGCCUACUGCGAGCAGAUGGACGUCCACGAGCCGACCUCGACCGUAUACGAGGCGCUGCUCUUCAGCUCGAAGCUGCGCAGGCCGACAACAACGACACCCGAGGAGCACCGCAGGGGCGUCCUCGAGGCCCUCGAAUUGCUCGAGCUGCGUCACCUGGCCGACACCCAGAUCGGUCACGGCAGCACGGGCAUCUCGACCGAGGCGCGCAAGAAGCUCACCAUCGGCGUCGAGCUCGUCGCCCAGCCUGAUUCCGUCAUCUUCCUCGACGAGCCCACGUCCGGGCUGGAUGCCCAGGCGGCCACGACGAUCGUCGCGACGCUGCGCAAGCUGGCCGACCAGCAGGGGCUGUCGUGCGUCUGCACCAUCCACCAGCCGAGCGCCCAGCUGUUCGAGAGCUUCGACCGGCUGAUGCUGCUGGGGCGCGGCGGCGUGCCCGUCUACUGCGGCGAGAUCGGCGAGGGCUCGUCGGCGGUGCUGUCGAGCUUUGCGCGCCACGCCGACGACGGCUUCCACCGCGACGACGCCAACCCGGCAGAGACGAUCAUCGCGCUUGUCGGCGGAGACCCGGAGAAUGCCCAGCGCUGGGAACGGCACUGGCGCGAGUCGCCCGAGUGCCGCGCGCUCCACGAGCAGGUCGCCGCGCUCAACACUGCGGUGCACGACGAGGCGGCGGUGGCGGCAGCGGCCACCGCUCCGGCCAGCGAGGAGGGCUACCCGACCUUUUUUCGGCAGCUCUGCAUCGUGCUGGGCCGCGAGCUGCGGGCGCAGUGGCGCUCGCCCGACUACUACUACACGGCGGCCGUGGUGCACCUCGCCACGUCGCUGCUCGUCGGGCUGACGUGGCUGCAGCUCGGCACGUCGGCGACGGACCUGCAGAACCGCGUGUUUGCCAUCUUUGUCGCCAUCUUCCUGCCGGCCUUCAUCUUUGCGCAGGUGCAGCCCGUCUUUAUGGAGUCGCGCAAGGUCUUUGUGCGCGAGUCGGCCAGCGGCACGUACGGCCGCGUCGUGUUUGGCGCGGCGCAGCUGCUGGGCCAGGUCCCCGGGGCGGUGGGCGCGACGGUGCUCUACUUUGUGCCGUUCUACUACCUCUGCGGCCUGCCGGCCCAGUCGAGCCGGGCGGGCUUCGUCUUCCUCGUCCUCCUCGUCGCGGAGCUGUACGCGUUUGCGGCGGGGCAGGCCAUCGCGGCGCUGGCACCCAACCUGGCCAUCGCGGGCGUCAUGCUGCCUUUCAUCCUGAUCGUCUACGAGCUCUUUGCCGGCGUCACGAUCCCGGGCCCGGACAUGGUGCGCUUCUGGCGCAGCUGGCUGUACGAGCUCAACCCGUACACGCGCCUCGUCUCUGCGCUCCUCACGUCGGUGCUGCACGAGGUCCCCGUGCGGUGCCAGGGCGAGUCCGAGGUCGUGUCCUUCCUGCCGCCCGUCGGGCAGACGUGUGGGCAGUACGCGGCGGCGUUUGUCGAGGCCGUGCGCAAGGGCUACAUUGUCAACCCGGACGAGGCGGCGGGCGCGGGCGCGUGCGCCUACUGCCCCUACCGCGUUGGCGACGACUUUACCGACGGCCUCGGCUUCCACUACUCGCUGCGGUGGAGGGAGUUUGGCAUCCUCGUCGCCCACUGGUGCAGCAUGGUCGUCAUCCUGCUCGCGGCGUGCAAGUUCAUCAACUACAACCGCCGGUGA
This is a messenger RNA of Pseudozyma flocculosa PF-1, 4455 nucleotides long. RefSeq lists its product as uncharacterized. Gene Ontology annotation, cellular component: membrane. Bases 1 to 4455 code for a protein of 1484 amino acids. Gene Ontology annotation, biological process: transmembrane transport. The record is from RefSeq and is a predicted model, not a curated record. NCBI's taxonomy places the organism in Eukaryota, Fungi, Basidiomycota, Ustilaginomycetes, Ustilaginales, Ustilaginaceae. Gene Ontology annotation, molecular function: ABC-type transporter activity; ATP hydrolysis activity; ATP binding. The transcript has a single exon.